AUGACCGAGUAUCAAACUCAAAUUCAGCAAGAAGAAGCUGUUUCCCAGUCAACUUCUGUUCCCAAAAAUUCUUGUCAAAAGCUCAAAAAAGAAAAUAAAGAUGACAAAACCCACCAACAACUCCCGGAAGAAAAAACCCCUACUUACCAAGGUAUUCCAAAAUUAAUCCAGGCAGGAUUUAAACCAGAUGAUAAAUCGGAUGAUCAUGAAUUUGCUGCUUAUUUAAGAGAAAAAGGUUAUCAACCUAAUCAGGAACUAAAAUUGGAAAGAUUAAGGGCAGAAUUUACUAAAAUUUUUUUAGACAAAGAGUAUCCCCAAAGGCAAAGAAAAAAAAUAAAGAGAUUAGAUAAUUGUUUGCAGUUAAGAAAAAUUUAUUGUGGUAACAACAAUUUUCCCGAACAAAAUUUAUCAAUAUUUAGCCAUUUAGUUAAUUUAGAAGAAUUAUAUAUUGAUAUUAGCAAUACAGAUACAGAUCGUGGACUGGAACAUUUGCCAGAUAGUUUAGAAAAAUUUUAUUGUUUAGCAAAUAGAAGAAAAGAUGCUAAAUGCCAAGCCAUUUUUAACUUAUUUGCUAAUGAACAAGGAAUAGUAGAAACAGAAUAUAGAAAAAUAAAAAACUUUCCUCAAAAGCUCCAAUGA
Messenger RNA from Scutellospora calospora, 639 nucleotides. The record is from the annotation of a GenBank genome assembly. Lineage: Eukaryota; Fungi; Glomeromycota; Glomeromycetes; Diversisporales; Gigasporaceae.